Molecule: messenger RNA, 664 nt
Organism: Folsomia candida
Lineage: Eukaryota; Metazoa; Arthropoda; Collembola; Entomobryomorpha; Isotomidae
Gene: RpS24
Product: 40S ribosomal protein S24
Exons: 5
Coding region: 56-550 (164 amino acids)
Biological process (GO): translation
Cellular component (GO): ribosome
Molecular function (GO): structural constituent of ribosome
Source: RefSeq, a predicted model, not a curated record
UGGCAACGUUGUCUCACACCACCCCAGCCCCGCGCCACUGCACAAACCCACAUCCAUGCCGACUCUCUCACUCACUCAAAUCCACUCAUCCGACACACUUCUCAUAAAAUCUCCUUGGAAACUAUUAAAUAAAUUCAAAAUGUCGGAAGGGACGGCCACCAUCCGCACCCGUAAAUUCAUGACGAACCGAUUGUUGUCAAGGCGACAAAUGAUCGUGGACGUCCUCCACCCCGGUCGCGCUUCCUUACCCAAAACGGAAAUCCGCGAAAAACUAGCGAAAUUGUACAAGACGACGAACGACGUGGUUUUCUGCUUUGGAUUUAAGACGGCUUUUGGAGGGGGGAGGAGUUCCGGGUUUGCGCUGAUUUAUGAUUCGCUGGAUUUGGCGAAAAAAUUUGAGCCGAAAUAUCGACUGCAGAGGCACGGCCUUUACGAGCGCGGAAAGACGACCCGAAAGCAGCGCAAGGAGAAGAAAAACAGGAUGAAGAAGGUCCGCGGCACGAAAAAGACCAAAGUGGGCGCGGCGGCCGCGAAGAAGCCGAGAAAGUGAAGGGUUAUAUAUUGGAGUAACCGAGAUGACCAUCAGAAGACCGCGCCGGCUGUUUAUAUAAUAAAAAUUUCUUUUUUGUUAUUUAAAGGAAAUAAAAAAAAAUCUCUAAAAAAA